Messenger RNA from Rhea pennata, 4309 nucleotides. It is a transcript of the gene ADGRG2, whose product is annotated as adhesion G protein-coupled receptor G2. The record is from RefSeq and is a predicted model, not a curated record. Gene Ontology annotation, cellular component: plasma membrane. The transcript has 28 exons. Gene Ontology annotation, molecular function: G protein-coupled receptor activity. NCBI's taxonomy places the organism in Eukaryota, Metazoa, Chordata, Aves, Rheiformes, Rheidae. Gene Ontology annotation, biological process: cell surface receptor signaling pathway; adenylate cyclase-activating G protein-coupled receptor signaling pathway.
AUGGUUGCUUGGGGAAAGCAGCACCUCUGUGUUGGCAGAAUUCAGGGUUUUUUAUUGAAAUUGAGAAUUGCUCUAGCUGUCCUUUUACUUCAUUUGUUCCUGGCUACAGCAGGCAAAGAUCAAGAGGAUUUUCUAGGACGAUACAAAGCUGUCUUUAAGACUGAAUGUGAAGAUCCUUGGAUUCUGUCACCAAGAAUUUCUCUGCUUCCUUUGAAAGAAUUUAUUGUCUGUGUGCACCUAAAGCUAAAGUCCUCAAACAGUCCAUGGACAGCAUAUGUAUAUAAUCAAGAAACACUUAACAGUAAUCUCUCCGCAAAUAAGUAUGAUCUUGGACUUAUGGGAGAUCAUGAUAAAUUGAGAAUAUGGUUAUUUGGAAAUCAAAUAAAUAUGACAGAGAUGCUUCAUGAAAAUACCUGGUAUGAGAUAUGUGUCCAGUGGAAAAGUGAAGAUGAAGAGGUGAAGUUAUUCAUAAAUGGAACAAAAAAAGGAAACAAAAAGAUGGCUGAAAAAAUGAGUCUCCGUGAAAAAGGGCAGUUCUUACUUGGCUGUUCAAAGCUGCCAGGUACAGCUGUAUCACCUAACAUGGGAAUGACUGGGGAGCUGUACAUGUUCAGAAUGUGGGAUAAAGCAAAUAUGAAACAGUCCCAGAACUGCAAAGAUGGCAGUAUAAUAGGCUGGCGAAAGAAGGAUUGGGUCUAUAAGAAGACAAUAGAAGAGGAUAACUCUUUGCCUUGUGAUACAGAAGAAACUACCAGACCUACAGUUGCAUCCACUGAAGGUAGAUGAAAUACUAGCCUAUCCGAAUCCUCUAUUGUUACUUUUAUCACCUAUCCUAUUAAUCCUACAGAUAUGUCUUCAGAAGAAACUGCACAAACUGCAGACACUCUUCAUAUCACUGAUUAUUAUUCCACUAUAACAUCAGGAGAAACCAUUUUAUGCAAUAUAUCAACUGUCUGUAAUUUUUCAGUGUUCUAUGUGGGCAAGGCAAAACUUAAGGCAAGUGAAGAAAGGAGUAACACGUCACUAAGUGUAGAAAUAAUUAAUAACAUAACUACCAGCAAUCACGUUGCAAAAUUAAUUCCAGUUGCAGCAUCUACCUUGCAAGAAGUGAAAAUUUCAGAGUUCAACAAAACCUUGCAAGAAAUAAGUGAGUCCUCUGUUAUGGAAUGCAGAGCAGAAAACCAGAGCAUACAUUGCAAUUUCAUAAUAAAGCUGGCUAAGAAAGAGAAUAUAAGCAGUUUAACAGACAAAACUGAAAUAAGUCAAAUUGAUCGGUGCUGCUGUUCAUCACUGAAGUAUUGUUCACUGACUGCUGAAGAGUUACAAAAGUAUACUAUACAAGUGCCAUCUCAUUCUAUAUGGGCUCCUUUCUCUCUUGCUCCUUUUCCUCCUAAAAGAACUGCUUUUCCUUCCCUCACCUCUAAUACUUUUCUUUCCCCCACUACGCUUUCUACCAAACAAGACCCCCUAAUUAGACCACUGAUCGCACCAUUCACAGAAAUUUCUGCUUCUGGAACUCUCUCCAUAUCUCCCACUACAAGUCCUCUGUCUGAAUCUUCUACCACACCUACCACUGCAACUUCUCUACCUUCUACCAGUGUUACCACUACACUUUCCUCUUCUGAGUCUUUUGCUCAACCUGCCAUGCAAACUUUUUCGUCCACACUUGCAUCAAAAUCUGGUACUAAUGUUGCUCUCUCAAUUAAAUCUGAUGCUAUGUAUCCUAGAAAACCAACCAGAACCGUUUCUCCUGCUGUAGGUUUCACUAAACCUACAACAGUUACCUCUUCUGAGCUUCCCUCUACACCUCCAGUAGCAGUUCCUCCCUCUGAGACUACCACCAGAUCUAUCACACAAAUUCCUCCUACUACGAAUUCUACAAAAUUUAUUGCCAUUAAUAAAAGUCUCACUACAGCACCUAUUCUUCCCUUUACUCCUUUCACAACAUCUUUGAUCCCUGCUGUUAGUCCUGUCAAACAUUCUGUCUCAGCUUCUUCUCAUCCUCAUUCUACUGAUGAUGGCCAUGGUAGCCUGCCUAAUGGAAGCACAGGAAAGACAUUAUCGGCUACCGCAUAUACAACUUCCAUGUAUACCAGCAUCAGUAUCACCACAGCUGAGCAAAUCAUGUCCAAAAUAGAAAAGGAUUUAGCAGCUGGGAAAGUAGAGCCAAAAGAUGUAGAAAGGAUGGUUAGUGAACUCAGCAAAAUCCUGACCGUUUCUCAACCAUUAUCUCGCCAAGUUUCUAACAGAAUAAUAAAACUUGUGGAUUAUAUUGGCUUAAAAUUGAACUUUUCAGCCAAGUCUGCUGAUUUUGCCUCCCCUUCGUUGGCUCUGGCAGUUGUCAAAACCAACAGCAUUCAUUUCAACCAAAUGUCUUUUACUGUCCAGGACUCAUCUAACCUCCAGAUCUCUCUAGGUACUGAAGCAGUUCAUGACUUAAAUAAUCUUGGAUCAAUUACACUUCCUUCAUCAUUGCUGACAAAUUUACCUCCUGAAGAGUUGGACUUCGCUUCUAGAAUAAUAUUCAACUUUUUUAAAAAGACCACUGUUUUCCAGGAUCCCUCCUUGAAGAAUGCAUCUUUAAUCAGCAAUGUUAUAUCAUCAAGUGUUGCUAACCUCACACUUAGCAACUUAAAGGCAAAUGUUACUGUCACUUUACACAAUAUCAAACCCAAUCAGGGUAAUUCAACAGUUCGAUGUGUUUUUUGGGACUUUAAUAGAAAUGGUGGACAUGGGGGCUGGUCAUAUGAAGGCUGCAUAGUUAAAGAAAGUAGAAUAAAUGAAACAGUCUGUUCAUGCAACCACCUCACAAGCUUCGCAGUUUUGAUGAACUUGUAUGGAAAUACUCCUUUAAAUCCUACACAGGAAUUGGUACUGACUUUUAUAUCCUAUAUAGGCUGUGGCCUCUCUGCAAUUUUUCUUUCUAUUACUCUUGUGACCUACAUAGCCUUUGAGAAAAUCCGGAGAGACUACCCUUCCAAAAUCCUUAUUCAACUGUGUGCUGCAUUACUUCUGCUCAACCUGGUUUUCCUCCUUGAUUCAUGGAUUGCUUUGUAUGAUACACGAGGCUUGUGCAUUGCAGUUGCUGUAUUUCUUCACUAUUUCCUGUUGGUUUCCUUCACUUGGAUGGGCCUAGAAGCUUUCCAUAUGUAUCUUGCCCUUGUGAAAGUCUUCAAUACCUAUGUACGGAAAUACAUCCUUAAAUUUUGCAUUGUUGGUUGGGGGGUGCCAGCAGUAGUUGUGGCCAUUGUGUUGGCAGUGUCACCAGAUAAUUAUGGGCUUAUAUCCACUGGAACAUUUUCAAGCAACAGACCGGAUGAAUUCUGCUGGAUUAAAAGUAGAAUAGCCUUCUAUAUUACUGCUGUGGGAUACUUUUGCGUGAUAUUCCUGAUCAAUAUCAGCAUGUUCAUUGUUGUGCUGAUCCAGCUCUGUCGCAUCAAAAAGAAAAAACAGCUUGGCACUCAGAGAAAAACCAGCAUUCAAGACCUCAGGAGUGUUGCUGGUCUUACAUUUUUGUUGGGAAUUACCUGGGGAUUUGCCUUCUUCACAGUAAAUGAGGUAUUUACAUACCUCUUCACCAUUUUCAACACUUUGCAAGGGUUCUUCAUUUUUAUCUUCUAUUGUGUAACAAAGGAAAACGUUCGCAAACAGUGGAGAAGAUAUCUUUGUUGUGGGAAAUUCAGGCUAGCUGAAAACUCUGACUGGAGUAGAACUGCUACUAAUGGUUUAAAGAAGCAGACUGUAAAUCAAGGAGUAUCCAGUUCUUCCAAUUCAUUACAAUCAAACAGUAACUCCACUAAUUCUACAACACUGCUAAUGAACAAUGAUUAUUCAGUGCAUGCAAAUGGCAAUGGCCAUCUCUCCAGUGAGAAGAAUGGUGUUUCAUUCAGUGUACAGAAUGGUGAUGUGUGUCUCCAUGAUUUCUCAGGCAAACAAGUUGUAUUUCAAGAAAAGGAUGAUGCAGGCAGUCAAAAAAGCCGUAUCUCGCUGAGAAGGACUUCAAAGAGGGGAAGCCUAACUUUUAUUGAGAAAAUGUGAUUUCCUUUUAAACAGUACAUUGUUCUACUGUGUGAAGUACAGAUUUACUUUAACAGUUUUACAUAAUGUGAGAAGACCAGAAACUGAUUUUAUUUAAUCUAUGAUACUGGAACUUCAAGGCAGCCAUGUAGUGGAUUGACAAGGACAAUUAUUUAAAAAAAAAAAAAAGCUGCUGUUUAACAAGGUACUUCAGAUUGUCGAAUUAUAGCUGGCACAUUUCCAUUUUGGUUCUUCAUUGGAGUGUUUUGGGGUGUUUUUUUUUAAAUUUAAA